This is a messenger RNA of Gongylonema pulchrum, 264 nucleotides long. The record is from the annotation of a GenBank genome assembly. NCBI's taxonomy places the organism in Eukaryota, Metazoa, Nematoda, Chromadorea, Rhabditida, Gongylonematidae.
AUGCAACGAAAGACGAUCAGUAACCGGCCAGCAACUUGUGAUGCCCCGGAAAAACAACAGCAUGCGUGCCGGUCACGACGGGUUCUUCACGAUUACAACGAUGAGCAUACAGUGGUUUGGCGUCGGAGUUGUGCCGUUGAGAAGACGGUGAGCAAUGCUCGGAAGCGUCGAAUUUCGCACACUUGGCAGUGGUCUCGGAGGAGUUCGUUCGAAGAGAAUGUGCUACGGAAAGCGGAAAGUAUUCGUUCUUCAGCGGCCUGUUAG